Drosophila sechellia is the source of this 1029-nucleotide messenger RNA. Its product is annotated as cathepsin L1. Gene Ontology annotation, molecular function: cysteine-type peptidase activity. The coding region runs from base 9 to 1019 and encodes 336 amino acids. Gene Ontology annotation, biological process: proteolysis. The record is from RefSeq and is a predicted model, not a curated record. Lineage: Eukaryota; Metazoa; Arthropoda; Insecta; Diptera; Drosophilidae. The transcript has a single exon.
AGUUCGCAAUGAUCUCCCUUUGGUUGCUGGUACUUCAAGUACUUUUCACUCUGCUCUUCGUGGAGCUCGGACUGACCUCGGUGACCGAUGUGGAGUGGGCGCGGUACAAGGCCAGAUACAAUAAGCGAUACGGGCUGGAGGACCAAUACCACCGACGAAUACUCGAAAAGAGAGUGCAGGCGGUUGCCAAUCACAACAGACUCUAUUCCCAGGGCAGAUCGGGAUUCAGGAUGGGCUUGAACCAGUUCUCCGACACAAAUCUCCGCCUCCUCUACAGUCGUCGAUCGGCGAUCUCUGCCCCAGCGGAACCGAGUACUAAAGGAGUUACAAAGCCGGCGAACUACAAGAGCUACGACCAGAUAACCAGAGGAAUAGACUGGCGGCAAUACGGCUAUAUAUCAGCAGUGGGAGAUCAAGGCACCGAGUGCCUGAGCUGCUGGGCCUUCUCCACCUCGGGCGUCCUGGAGGCGCAUCUGGCAAAGAAGUACGGAAAGCUGGUGCCCCUUUCCCCCAAGCAUUUUGUGGACUGCGUUCCCUAUCCCAACCAGGGCUGCAAUGCUGGUUGGGUGAGUGUGGCCUUCAACUACACGAGGGAUUAUGGCAUUGCCUCCAAGGAGUCGUAUCCCUACAAGCCCGAAAAUGGAGAGUGUCGCUGGGACCCCAGGAAAAGUGCAGGCACCUUGCGGGAAUACGUUACGCUAACUAGCAACGAUGAACGGGAAUUGGCGGAAGUGGUCUACAACAUAGGACCUGUGGCGGUGUCCAUUGACCAUCUGCACGAGGAAUUCGAUCAGUACUUUGGUGGCAUCUUGAGGAUUCCCUCGUGUGGAAACACCAAGUUCGAUCUGAAGCACUCCGUUCUUUUAGUGGGCUUUGGAACCCAUCCGAAGUGGGGCGACUACUGGAUAAUAAAGAACUCCUAUGGAACAGAAUGGGGCGAAAGCGGCUACUUUAAGCUGGCUCGAAAUGCGAACAACAUGUGUGGGGUGGCAACCCUACCCCAAUAUCCUAUAGUCUAAGCGAUUGAUU